Notechis scutatus (mainland tiger snake) is the source of this 1102-nucleotide messenger RNA. RefSeq names its product PRELI domain containing 1 (gene PRELID1). Gene Ontology annotation, cellular component: mitochondrial intermembrane space. The record is from RefSeq and is a predicted model, not a curated record. NCBI's taxonomy places the organism in Eukaryota, Metazoa, Chordata, Lepidosauria, Squamata, Elapidae.
GGGGAGGAGGAGGAGGACGCAGCGGCGGAGGAAGCGCUGCCGUCGCCCCGCGGAAGUCGUUACGGCUCUCCUGUUUCUGCAUGGCGGCUGCGGUGUGCCUGCAGCUGCUGCUCCCGCCGCCAUCUUUAGCGUUGCCCGCCUUGCGGGGACGGGACGGCGGGAGAGCGUGAGCCCGGGCCGGAGCAAGCCUCCCCCGCUCUCCGCCGGCGGCUCCUUCCUCCUCCCCGCCCGUCUCCCGCAGGAUCGGUGACCGCGGAGCCGAUGGGGAAGUACUUCCUGACCCUGAGCGUCCUGAAAGGGCCUUGGGACCAAGUCUUCACCGCCUUUUGGCAGCGCUACCCGAACCCUUACAGCAAGCAUGUCCUAACGGAAGAUAUCUUGCACCGAGAGGUGACUGAUGACCAGAAACUGCUUUCCAGGAGGCUCCUAACCAAAACCAACCGGAUGCCCCGCUGGGCAGAGCACUUCUUUCCACCUAAUGUCGGCCGCCAUGUCUAUAUCCUAGAAGACUCCAUUGUGGACCUACAGAAUCGAACUAUGACCACAUUCACCUGGAACAUUAAUCAUGCACGUCUUAUGGUAGUGGAGGAGCGAUGUGUUUACAGAGAGAACCCAGAAAACAAUAGCUGGACAGAAGUCAAGCGGGAAGCCUGGGUCUCCUCCCGUCUCUUUGGCGUCUCCCGUGCUAUCCAGGAAUUUGGCUUGGCUAGAUUCAAGAGCAAUGUGACCAAGACUACUAAAGGUUUUGAAUAUGUGCUGGCCAAAAUGCAAGGUGAAGCACCCUCUAAAACACUAGUGGAAACUGCCAAGGAGACUGCCUUGGCGGUUACUGAGAAGGCAAAGGACUUAGCUGGCAAGGCAGCUACUACAAAAAAGCAACAGUACACGUGAGAAAACAGUUUUUUCCACUGAAGGAACUAGAAUGCCACUGGUACAGAGUGGCACAAUAAUACUGGAAGGUUCACUUUAACUUAAGCUUCCCUUCCUUUGGAAGUUGACCAGAAUGUCUGUAGAUUUUAUGUUUUUUUAAUUGAGACUGUACAAAUCUGACAAUCAUCUUCUUUCUUAAAGGUGUUAAUUAUCAUUAAAAGAAUACAAUUUA